AUGGGCAAAUUUGCUGCUCCUGUGGGACCUGAACCUACCAAAAUGAAUUUGGUUCCAGCAUAUGUUCGGCUACUUAGAGACAAUGAAGUAGAAGCACGUAUUACAGCUGCUGGAAAAGUCACUAAAUUCUCCCGUAUUUGUAGUUCAGAACUUGCAAUUCAGCAUAUUCUACCAUGUGUCAAGUUGUCUUCAGAUUCUUCUCAGCAUGUUAGAUCUGCUCUGGCCUCUGUUUUUCUCAUGAACACUGAAAAGCAUACCAUGAGCAUAUGCUUCAAAAGUCAACCAACCGCAUAUAUAUGGAAGUGGAAAAGGGGAAUGGAUCAGAUUGUCAUGCAAACAAAGGACAUUCUAAUGGAUUUGCCUUCUCUUUUUGAUGUAAAAGUUCCAUAUGGAAAACACUUCACAGUUUGUGGUGAUGUGCAUGGUCAGUUUUUUGAUUUGCUAAACAUCUUUGCACUCAAUGGUCUUCCCUCUGAUGAAAAUCCAUAUUUGUUUAAUGGUGAUUUUGUUGAUCGUGGGUCUUUCUCUGUUGAGGUUAUUCUUACACUUUUUGUAUUCAAGUGUAUGUCUCCAUCAGCUAUUAAACACUACUAUAGAAGAAGAGGACCCUGCUGUGUUUACAGGCGACACACUGUUUUUUUAGGGGACAGCAGGACAGAUGCAUGA
Molecule: messenger RNA, 666 nt
Organism: Lactuca virosa
Lineage: Eukaryota; Viridiplantae; Streptophyta; Magnoliopsida; Asterales; Asteraceae
Source: the annotation of a GenBank genome assembly